GUGGUGACACCAACUGCCUGAGCCAUUUCCCUUCAUUUCCUAAUGGGUUCCCGAGGAGGCAUGUUCUCCAGGAUCCGCAGUCUCUUUCGGAGGGACAAUCAUAUCCAUGCAGAGACCAGACCAAGGCAGAGGGAGGCCAGCCUUCUAUCACGUUGGAGAAGAAGACGAAUGGAAAGGUCCUUGAGGAGGUCAAAGUCUGAUCAGAAGGCAUCAUCCCAACCCUCCACGACACCUGUUGAGGAGGAGAGAAUGAAGCGUUUGGAGAACCUCAAAAUUGCCCUCCACAAGAUGCAAAAGGAGAGAGAUGAACUCAGGAGAAUCCUGGCGGAUUACCCAGGAAAGAAUUUAAAUGACAGGAACAAGUUUGAGUCCGAGAUGCUCAUGAUGCAGCACGAGGAAGUGAUGACCGACAUGAAGAAAAUGAGCGAGCAGAUCAAUACCGCUUUGGUCAAAUGUAAAAACCUUACACUGGAAAAUGACUGGUACUGGUGAGUAACUUACAAGGUUGUGACCCCAGCACUAGGCAAGUAUAUGUCAGCCCAUUCUUAUCUUUGAAAUAAAGUGAGGAUCAGGCUUUAUAGUGUUUGAAGCAGACCAGGAAGCCUGUCUCUAAGGAAGGCUCUAGGAUAUUUACGUCUUGUAGAUAGUUUGAACAAAUGGAAAGAGACUGUGAGAUUCAUCAGUCAUUGUCCUUCCCAAAUAGGGAUCCUGUACAUAGAAAAUGUGUGCACAAUGAUGGAGUCAUCAAUCAAUCCUGAUGCUCUGGGGCUCUGACAGGACACACACACACACACACACACACACACACACACACACACACACACACACAGGACACAUAGAAAGAUUGGCCUCCAAGGGACAUUCUAAUAAAAUGGACAUAUAAGCACACAUAGGGAUUAAGUCCUCUU
Molecule: messenger RNA, 908 nt
Organism: Rattus norvegicus (Norway rat)
Lineage: Eukaryota; Metazoa; Chordata; Mammalia; Rodentia; Muridae
Product: disks large homolog 5-like
Source: RefSeq, a predicted model, not a curated record